ACCACAAGUCUUAACAAAACAAACGCUGUCUUUCAAUUUAAGAGUUCACAUAAUCAAUACUAUUUGAUCUCUUUCGUCCUGAAUUCGGUUACAAAAUGAUUUCAAAGUUAAUUGCGUCGAUGAAUAAGGACUGGAUAAGAUGGCUGAGCAUUGGGGGGGAUUCGGAAAUAAUCGACCUUACUAUUCGGAUCUCACAUUACCUUAGAGAAGAAGCGACUAAGCAAAAUUUCCCAGCUGAUCCUGCGUUGAUCAUCCAGUUGACCAGGGCCAACUCCACCAUCACGGAAGAGUCUGGGGAGCUUGGAACAAUGAUCGAGGAUGGUCUUGUUGAACUUGUCUACUCAUCAAACUUCAUCGAAGUCACCGGCUCUGAUUUUGACGUGACAGAGAAGUUGUGCCGUGCCAUUUUCCGAGGUCAGCAGGUUCAGGCCGAAGUAGAACUAAACAGCCCUGAAUACGAACAAGCAAGGACUGCGUUGGUUAGGCUGGGGCGACCAAGCUCCUUUCAGGAUGUCAUACAGAGUCGGCAAGAAAUCAUCAACCAUGCCAAUGCACUAAACUAUGCUAUCGAUCAUAUCAUCCUCAAUAGCGAACCAGUCACGGAAGACUUCCUUCGAGAGACACAUGGCAUAUUAUGUGCUGGAAAGGUCUUGGGGGAAGAUGCAGGACAGCCUGGGGAAUACAGGACUUGGGAAAUCGCCGCAAGACACGGUCAGGACAUGAAGAAAAAAUCUAUCUUUAUACGUGCAUCCACUGUUCCUACCUACAUGGCGGAGCUUGUGGACGAUCUACACAAAGAUAUGGUCGCAGCGGAGGAAAACGGGACGAUUUACCCCUUUGAUAUGGCAAGCCGAUACUGUCACCGCCUUGUCUGCAUUCACCCUUUCGGAGAUGGAAAUGGUAGGAUGUGUCGGAUUCUGCUCAACAUCAUUCUCCUCAAGUACGCUGGGUUUGUCAGUACGUUUGGUGGCACUGAAGCCGAACGGCAAGAAUAUCUGGACAUAGCAAAGCGAGCCAACAAGAAAUUCCACGAAGAAGAUAUGGAAGUUCCCGAGGAGGAUAAGAAAGGUCAUCAUGAGUUGGCGAGAUUCAUGCUAAGGACAUCUAAGCAGACAUUAGGAAAGUUCACGCCGAUUAAUUAG
Molecule: messenger RNA, 1142 nt
Organism: Daldinia loculata
Lineage: Eukaryota; Fungi; Ascomycota; Sordariomycetes; Xylariales; Hypoxylaceae
Product: Fic-domain-containing protein
Exons: 2
Coding region: 96-1142 (348 amino acids)
Source: RefSeq, a predicted model, not a curated record